CCUUUAAAAUCUCUAACCAAAAGCCUUGCUUUGCACCGAAAGAUCACUAGCAUUUAGAGCUCUUUCUACAACAAAUACUAGUUUCAGAAGGAAAAGCGCUUGCCUUCGCAGUUAGUAACAACGCAGAGGAAAGCGAUGGAUUUCAGGAUCAUGGGCUUGGAAUCGCCAUUAUUGAGCACACUGCAACAAAUGAUGGAUUUUACAGAUGACGCUGCCGCUGAUAAAUCCGUUAACGCUCCGAGCCGGACGUAUGUGCGUGAUGCCAAGGCCAUGGCUGCGACUCCGGCGGACAUCAAGGAAUUUCCCAAUUCCUACGAGUUUAUCGUCGAUAUGCCUGGCUUGAAGUCUGGGGAUAUCAAGGUUCAGGUCGAGGAUGAUAAUGUGCUUCUGAUCAGUGGCGAGAGGAAGAGGGAGGAAGAGAAAGAAGGGGCCAAGUAUGUGAGAAUGGAGAGAAGGGUCGGUAAGUUCAUGCGCAAGUUUGUGCUCCCUGAAAAUGCCAAUACAGACGCCAUCUCCGCCGUGUGUCAAGACGGCGUGUUAACUGUAACUGUUCAGAAAUUGCCUCCGCCUGAGCCAAAGAAGCCGAAGACCAUCGAGUGACGGUCUUGAGCUGAGGAGUUGAAGAGUACAUUACUUUGAAGAAACAGAGAAAUUAGAAAUAGAUUGGCGUAAGAUGAAGAAUAAAUUGAGGAGAAGCAGAUAAAGAGUGGCCGAGGAAAUAAAUACAGCAAUUCCAAAGUCCAGAUUUAUCACUGAAAAAUCAUAUUUUCCAUUCGUGAAAGUACACAUACUAUUUAGAAGCUUGAGAGAAUCAAACAAGCAGAUUCUAACUACAUCAGCUCCCUAUCAACUGUAUUUGUGGCAAAAACUAUCUAAACUAGGGAAGACUGGGCAAGACGGGGGGACUGGUGGGAGUCAUUUGCAGAAGCUCCACAGAACAUAAAUGGUCAGAAGCUGAGAUUGAGGCUUGUAAUAUGAAGAAGCCUUGGAUGAAGCGGAAGAGGUGUCCACUGAGAACGUCUGUGUUUAGUUGGGAUUAAGUUUGGAUGCUCAAAUGCAUCUUAUCCAUGGUAUGUGAAAUUAAGUUGUCUGAACAACAGUUGAGCAUUCUUGAUGUGACGAGACCAAACAGCGGGAGCGGAUGCUUGCUCACUGUUCAAACAGUAACUAUGUCUAAAUCUAACUAAAUAUAAAAACACUACGGAUCCUACAUGCAAUUGAAGAAAUUCAAGGGGUCUUGAGCACUUAUCUUUGAAAUUGACGUGCUUCCUUCUUUUUUUUGUCUCACGAGUGGUUAGAGCCCAAGAC
Neltuma alba is the source of this 1308-nucleotide messenger RNA. Its product is annotated as 17.9 kDa class II heat shock protein-like. NCBI's taxonomy places the organism in Eukaryota, Viridiplantae, Streptophyta, Magnoliopsida, Fabales, Fabaceae. The record is from RefSeq and is a predicted model, not a curated record. Bases 136 to 600 code for a protein of 154 amino acids. The transcript has 2 exons.